UCCCUAAUGCGUCUCUUGCGCUUCCUCAGCAAAGCAGCUGCAUGAUCCUAAUUGAGGGACUUCAGUGACAACGCAUUUUGUUGGUCUACAUUCUUCUUUCUACCACAUUUUACAGCACAGUGGGGCUGCUGUUCAUGUAGUCAUUUAAGGAAUCAUAUUUCUUUAAGCAUUGAUACUCCUGGCAAGGAUGAUAUGAAUUGUCUACGCAGUUUGUACAUUGUCUAUUUAUAUAUAGACACCAAUCCUGGGCACCCUCAUUGCAGCAUUCAGGUGCUAUAGGAAGUCCACUCACACCUGAUCUCUUUCACUUUCUCCUCUUACCUCUUCACCUCAUUUUUCACUCUUCCUUCACAAAUACCUGUUUGUCUUUUUUUUCUAACAUGUUAUCUCCCUUCAUUUAACUAGUUACCAAAAAAAAAAAAAAUCCAGAAGUUGUUAGUUAACACGUUACCAAUAGGUAAGGCUUUAUAAAGGGAAGGCCCUGGAACGUGGCUCCAGCCUGUUACUUAGGCUAAGUAGAAGGGAACUAUGGGAGAGUGACUCAGCUGGAAUAAGGGUAGAGAAACAUCAGAGAUGAGACUUGAGAGACGUGAGACGUGCUGUGUGACUGCCACAUGUCCACAUCCUGUCUGCAUCGUGGUGUAUGGUGGUUGACUUGAGCUUGUUGUGCCUUAAAACUGUGUAAACUGGUAACAGGCUAAUGCUUAAAAAGGCUGGGUUUUUGGCAAUAAGGAGCACUCCUUUGUACCUGCCUGGGGUCCCUUUGUUACUCAUUACCCCAACAAAUGCAGAGUUUUUGUACACUGCCACCUCCAUUUUAUUUAAAACACUACAAUUUAAAAAAAAAAAGCAAACAAAAAGGGAUGGAAGAUAAUGGAAUUUUUAUAAAACAAAUAUUCAUUUAGCUCUGACACAUUAACAAAGGUCAAUAACUUCUUGGUGUGCAAAACAGCUGUGACUCCAAACAUUUUCUGAAAAAUGGAAAGACAUUUACACAAAUGUUUUAUAAGAAUGGGUACUCAGCUCAGAAAUGUUUUUAGGAAAUUCUUCAUUCCCAGUUAUGUGGAUGUUGUCAGAGUUUGCUUGUUUGUCGGAGGCCCUACACCCUCAGUGAAGCAGCCUGAACUCAGUGGAGUUUCUUACUGGUUUGUGUACAUCAUCUUUGGCUAGAAGACAAACAGGGAGAUGAUGACAAGACCAAAAAGUGGAUUUGGCAGCGUGAAGAUUAAAAUUGCAGUAUGUCAUGUGUCUAGAAACAAUUAAAUAUUUAUCUACUGCCUAAGUAUCAGUAUCAACAACAUUGGCAAAUGGGUCAUCAGCAUUUAGCAAGGUAUGUAUUAGUGACAUACAAGACUACUUAGAUACAUUUCAACUUCUAUGCCCUAGAUUUGCAAAGUCAAAUUAAUAACAGACUGGUAAGCAGCUACUUGGCAACUGUACAGUGAAAACACCCUUCUCACUACAGACUGUAUAUGUACACAGAGAGAGAGAUAAAGUACACUGUCCCCACCUGUCACAGGUCUGCUGAGAUGUGAAGCUGGGCUGUUUCAUAAUUACAGAAGUAAAUAGUUUUAAUGAACAUAGUUUUAAUGAAACCUGUCAUUAUAUGAUCAAGUCUUCCUCAAAACAAAAAGAUUUUAUAGAAACAACUGCAGUAAUGUAAACAUAAGGAGCAAAAUCUGUCUCCACAUCUUCCAAAACUGCUCUCUAGAAAUUUCUACCAUGGCAUCAUUGAAGAAGCUUGUGCAUAUUUUAAACGUAUGAUUUUCACCAGAUCUGAAUGAGAGAUGGAUAUAAAAAAGUAUCUGAGGGAUGUUAUCCCUUGUAACUUUGUGAAUAAAUUACUUUUCUUUUUCCCAAACAAUGAUUUUUUUUUAAAUUUACUCUCAUGGGUAGUUAUUGGACUACAGCUAGUUUGCAAACUUUCAGGUUAAUAGUAAAGUGGUAAGGUUAUUCUGUCUACUGUGAUUUUUGUAAAUCCAUUUUGCAUGUCCACUUUGCCCAGAAAUAUAAGCCUAACUGUUCUGCCAAAGGCCUUACUAUAUGUUCUUGUUGAGUAGCUAAAAAGUUGUUUCUGGCCAAUUUUCCAUUAUAUUGUUAUUUUUAUGGUAAAUGUAAUGUCUAGGAAUCUCAGUCAGGAUGACAGGGUUCGUAAGCAUUGGAUCUUCCUUUUCCAAGGAGGUUAUCCAUGUAAAAAUCCACCUUCAUUGACAUUUUGUGCUAUCUCACUCAUUUCUGUAUGGUCUUUUAAAGGUGAGAGGCUCAUUUAUCCCUCCCUAACCCAGUGAGGGAUAUAGGAUAUGAAAUUUAGAAGAUUAUAUUAAUAAUUAGCAUAACUAAAGGAUCAGCAAGGAACAAGUGUAAGCUAUGAAAACAACAUACUGACACUUUUCCUCAGAGAAUUAAAAAGCUAAUUUCUGAUCUUAAGUCACAAAUUAGUGUUGUUUCUGUUGACAGAACCUUUUCCCUGUCUUCUCUAUAACCACAGACAGAAUGCUGGAAUGUGUGAGAUAACAAACAAAAAGCUGAAAGGAAAUAUAUAUGUAAACAAAUAGCAUUAUGGAUAAAACUGAACAUUUAAAGCAGUACUUACAUACUAUCUAAACAGGCAUUGACAUCUUCAUCUUUUUCAUACUCCUUGCACAGCUGGGCUACCAAAGCCCCAUAUGUGAGUACAAAAAGUUCUCUGCUCUGUCAGAAAAUACGAAAAUCAAAAAUGAAGCAAGCUAAAAUCCAACACUUCCAUGUUUUUAAACUGCUGCUCAUUAAAAGCAAGUAAAAAUACCAUUCAAAUUAAUAAAGAAACUUUUGUCCAUGGAUGCAUAAUCACUGAAAUCUAUGGAUGCAUAAUCACUGAAAUCCAUAUUUCAAGCAUGACAGAAUCUAUAUUGAUUCUCACUUGAAUUUGUAAGGGAUUUUGGUUGUCAUAAGUAUCAUUUCUUGGUAUACUCAGAGUUACUAUCAUCAGUAAUUCUUGCAUCUUGAGUGUAUGUAUGCUGGAUUGACAAAUUCUGUCAAGUGUCAUCCAAGAAUAAUAACAAACAGCAGCAGGAAAAGAGGCAAUGAGCUCUUAAUUCUUUUGCAGUACCACAAGAGUUCACAAAGGUAGGGUUGAUCUGAUUCAAAUCAUUAGCUGCUUUCUAUAAAAAAGUAAAAAAGUAGAUGAAAAUUUAGCUCAGAAUAAUGAAAAAAUACUAUAAUUCAGUACAAGGGUAAAGAAUAACAAGAUAAAAGGGAUGGUGAGGAUUGCAGCCCCUUGCCCAAGGAACAUGGAGAGCAACUGAAGAUACCAAAGGUAUAUCUCGGCACUGGUCCUGCCACAAGCACUACUGUGGGGUCUUCAGGUGUGCAACAAUUUUGAGGAGAGUUUCCUUCUCUCCCGGCCCUGUCAGAUCAUAUCCAUGCACUGCACAACUGUCUGUAUUUAGCAGGAGUAGCAGCUGUCCUUUAAGUGAGAGAUUGGAUUGACUCUUACUAAACAUCUUGGACAGCAAUUAAUUAAAGGAAGUGCUACAGCCCUGUGACAUGUGGUCAGACCAGAGCUGCUUUUUGUCUCUAGCCUGUGGAAAAAUAAUAGUGAAUACCAAUAAAAACAACAGAACAAAUCACACUGGCAAAGUAAGAACAGCUGGGUGGAAAGUUCUGCUUCCUUUGCAUCAGAAGUUUGGAGUUGAAUCAGUGUUUCUGUUUCAACAAGUCACUAUUCAAAAUCUUAAGCAAAACCAUUUGCAAGCUCAUUUUAGUGAUAACUCCUAUUUAAAAUAAUAUUGUACCCUUGGCCAAAUUGUCACUAACUAGUUUUCAAUGGAGUAAAUGGAUGUCACACAGGUCCUGUAUUGUUUUGUUAUUAUUGUUCAGCAAAAAGUCUCUGUUGCAACAAGAAAAUUACCUCAGAGAAACUUAAGCAUAAUAUAUCAAUGUAAUCAAAUUUAUCAGCCACCCUUGCAAUCCAUUUGAAUACUUUUUGUCUGUAAACUUAGGUAUAUUAACUGUAAUUUUAUUACACUAUUCUAUUUGUUUUUCAGUGGAGACCUCUGUCCUCUUUUCAGAAAUUGAUACAACAUUGUCUUAAAGUCUUCUGGAAUUUUUCCACUGCCCAGCUCCUGUCAAAAAUCACCAAUCACCAUAGAGAAAGCCCACAGGCUCUAAACUCCUGAAGAAAGGUUUGUGUGGAAUCGAACCAUUCAAGCAUAGAACAGAGAUCUCCUUCUCUCUGUGUUUCAUUGAAUGACUCUAACUGCAAAGUGCUUAUCCUGGUGAUGGGGACAGUAACUUCUCCCAGGGCCAAAGAGACCAUGAAAAUGACUUGGCAGCCUGCAUCCAGACUGUGACCUGGCAGAUCACAGGACAUGGGCGGUUCUUCCCUCUACUCCCACAGGAAAUCUGUCAUGCAGGCCAGCCAGCUGUCACCUCAGGUAGUGGUACUUUGGAUUGCAUCCAGUCCUAACUCUUCCUUGAAAUUGGACAAAGAGCCUAAAUGUCUACCUCAGGACCCUGGGUUCCUCUGCAAAGGCAGCUGGUUCCUCCAGAGCUGACCCGGGCGAGAGAUGAAGUGAUUCUCCUCCUCCGGUACCAGUCACAAGUGGCUGGCUGGCUUUUGAUUGCUGUGGUAGUCAUCACUGUGUUCCUUUCUUACUGCCUGGCCAGCUGUUUCUCCCCGCUCAGCUUUCUACACUUCAGAUACUGGAACAGCUAUGUCCACAAUGAACAGGAGCUCUUCGAUGAGGCGACAGAGCAGCACUCCAGGCUCUAUGCCAUGCAGAAUGUAAGGAAGUUCUUUGGCUUUGUCCCAGGAAGUGAGAGUGUGAAGGAAAUUCGUAUCCCAUCUCUCAGGGAGUGGCAGGCCAUUUCUGGACUAGCCUUUCUGAAACGAGUGGAUAAGGAGCACUAUGACUACAGCCUUCUCCAUGACUGGGCACUCAAGGAGCGUGCAAGUGGAAAGUAUCUGAGGAUUGAUGAAGACCCUGGGAUUAUAACACAGCUCUGAAGAUCCAAGACCCCAUAAUACUUUGCAGAAAAGCAGGAACCUGUCUAGCUCUAUAUGAGACCUGAGCUGCACUGGAACUUUCCAAUACAGUAUGACACUGAUGUAUAAAUUAUGUGAGCAAGUGAAUCUUGUUAAUGUAGUCCUUCAGUACCUGCUUACAGAUGCCUUUACUGAUGGCAUUUUGACUCCUGUGGGAUGUGGUGAUCUAUGCCUAGAUUAGGGUGAGCUAUUUCAAGCUUCAGCUCUCUGCUUUCUAAUAGUUAUGCUGAAAGGAUAAGUAUGUACUGAGAAAGUUAUUUACAAAUGCUUUUAAUUUUUUUUCUUUCCAUUAAAAUGAUCUUUAAGAGGUAGACAUUGACUGGAUCCUAUGAAUUGGUCCAUUCUGUAUGGAGCAAGGGCAGCUAUCCAGCUUUUCUUUAGUGACACCUGGCAGAAAUUAUUUAUUUCUCCUCUUCUGCCUUUUUUUUUUUCUGUAUUAUAUAAGUAAUCUACACUGAGCUAACUAGUAGUUAAGUCUGGCGCUACAGUAGCAUGCAGGAAACACAUGGGGAAAUUUUAUCAUCAAAGGCUGAGUUUAGAUACAAUGAUGAGAGAACUUUAAAUUCUGAUAAGGAGAGAAAAUCCCCACUGAGGCUCAUGGUGGAGGUGUGUUAACACAUAGCAGCUGUAUGAGCAAACACCUGACAUAUGGCAAACUGAGUUGAAAUGUAUUCUGGCUGAAAGAAAUAGCAAGGUCAGUCUCCUAUUUGGAAAUACUCGAAAUCUCCAAGGUGUUUGUGUGCUUGUCUACUGUACAAAUAGCAAAUGAGGAUGGGAAAAAUCUCAGUCUGUACGGAAGGGUUUGCUUUGCCUCUGUAAACUUGUAAUUUAUACAUAUACUAGCCUCAUGAAAAUGGCUGUGAUUAAAAACUGAGCUUUUUGAAGAAGGCUUAAUGAUGUUUUUGUGUUAAGUCAGUUUGGUAUGAUGUCUGGCCAUUUUUGUACACGUAGACAUGUGGGUUCCAAAGCCAUAUGCUAUGGACACUAUAGGAUGCUAUCUGCUACUAAUAAAUGACCCCAGGGGCUUGAAGUAGAAAAAUUGAAUUAUUUAGUACAUUUUAUUAGAAAAUGCAGGAGUCAGAACUGCUCCCUCCCUCCCCUCCUCAUCUGGAUAGGGGAGAAAGAAUAUAAGGAAAGGCUCAUGGGUUGAGAUGAGGACAAGGAGAGAUUACUUAGCAAUUACUAUCAAGGGCAAAACAGACUCCACUUGGAGAAAUUAGUUGAUCAUCAAUGAAAUCAGAGAAGGAUAAUGAGAACUAAACCUGAAUCCUAAAGUAUCUUUCCCCACCACCUUCCUUCUUCCUGGGCUGAAUUCCACUCAAAUUUUCUACCUCCUCCCCUCCAGUGGUGCAGGGGGUGUGAGUGAAUGGGGUUGUAGUCAGUGCAUCACAUAUUGUCUCUGCUGCUCCUUCCUCCUUAGAGGGAUGGCUCCUCACAUUCUCCCCCUGCUCCAGCAUGGGGUACUUCCUCCCAGGAGACAGUCUUCCACUGCCUUCUCCAGUGUGGGUCCUUUACAGAAGCUGCAGU
Molecule: messenger RNA, 6553 nt
Organism: Motacilla alba alba
Lineage: Eukaryota; Metazoa; Chordata; Aves; Passeriformes; Motacillidae
Gene: CALHM4
Product: calcium homeostasis modulator family member 4
Exons: 5
Coding region: 4478-4987 (169 amino acids)
Molecular function (GO): monoatomic cation channel activity
Source: RefSeq, a predicted model, not a curated record